Messenger RNA from Hypanus sabinus (Atlantic stingray), 8281 nucleotides. RefSeq names its product E3 ubiquitin/ISG15 ligase TRIM25-like. NCBI's taxonomy places the organism in Eukaryota, Metazoa, Chordata, Chondrichthyes, Myliobatiformes, Dasyatidae. The transcript is spliced from 8 exons. Gene Ontology annotation, molecular function: zinc ion binding. The record is from RefSeq and is a predicted model, not a curated record. The coding region runs from base 1 to 1539 and encodes 512 amino acids.
AUGGAGAUAGGGGUGUUGGCAGAAGAGCUGACCUGUAGUGUGUGUCUGGAAUUGUUCCAGGACCCUGUGGCAUUGCCCUGCCAGCACAGUUUCUGUGCAAAAUGUAUCAACGACGCCUGGGACCAUUUAGAAACUCUGAGUGGAGUCAGCUGCCCUCAAUGCCGUCAGACCUUCAGCCCCAGACCCAGAUUGGUGAAAAACCACUCCCUGCAGAACAUCGUGGAGAAAUACAACCGGCACCCGCCUGUCGCUGCCACUUCUGCCCAGACGGUCCCCGUGACGUGUGAGUACUGUAUCAUCACUCCGACCCAGGCUGUGAAGACCUGUCUCAAAUGUGAAACCUCCUUCUGCUCCCGCCACCUGCAGCCACACUUGACGAAGCAGAUUUACAAAGAGCACUGCUUGAUCGAGCCCACAGCUGACCUCACACGGAGACAGUGCCCAAGUCAUGGGAAGGUACUCGAGUUCUACUGCGAGCAAGACGAGGUGUGUGUUUGCAUGUCCUGCACCAUCGUCGGGGAUCACAAGUCCCACAGUCUGCUCAGUCUGGAGCAGGCGAAGGACAAACUAAAGGAGAAAAUUCAUAUGAUUCAGAAAGAAUGGUUGCGAGAACAGGGAGAUCUGAAGCAAUCGGAAAAUGAAAUAAAGAGACACAGUAAGGAAGUGAAGGGAAAACUGUCAGCAGCUUUCUCCGAAUGGAGGAAGCAGUUGGAAAAGGAUGAAAAGUUGGCAUUGAAGAUGAUUGACGAAGAGGCGAACCGGCUACUCUCCCAGAUAAAGAGCUCCUCUGAUUCACUGUUGAAGAAGAUGGAAGAGGUUCAAAUAAUAGGCAAGGAUGCCCAGGAUCAAGAUCAGAAUGAUCCUCUCUUCUUCAUUCAGAAUGUGAAGCAGCGGCUUUCGAGACCAUUUCCAUUUGAACCACUUCAAGCUGCUGUUAACAAACAGGAGUUAAAUCCAACUUCUGCCCCUGUAUUUGGUAGCUUUGCAUCUUCAACAAAUUUCAGAAGAUAUGCCGGAGACAGUAAAUCUGAUUCUGAUUCUGAUUCCGAUUCCAAUGCUGGAUUGAGAUGUGUUCGUGAAAGGGACCAACAGUCUCCAGGAAAGAAGUUGGAGCCGUUCAGACUCUUUCCAUUCCAACCACACCAAGCUACUGUUACCAAACAGGUGAUAAAGCCAUACUACGACCCUAUAUUUGGUACCUAUGCAUUUUUAACAAAUUUCACAAGAAAUGCCGGUGAUAUUAAAUCUACUAUUGAUUCUGAUGCUGGAUUGAGACGUGUUCGUGAAAGGGACCAACACACUCCUGGAAAGAAGUUGGAGCCAUUCAGAGCCACAGAGCCAAAGCGUGUAACCCUGAACGUGUCUGCUGUCAGGACUGUUAUCCAGAAUAAAUUUAGGGAAUACCAGAGGUACCAGACGACCAUUCUGCAGGCACUAGAAAUCUAUGAAAAGCAGAAGAACCCCAAAUACAAUGAACAUCAGAAAAAUGUUAGAACUCCAAAGCCUGCUGUCCCCCCUCGCCCGCCAAAGCAGCAGUAAGAAUCAACGCAUCAACCACCUCCCUCUCCCCACCCGUUUCAGAAAAAAGCGUCAGUGCCCUCCAGCAAGCAACAGCAAAGCACCCAACGAGAGACUAUGAUCUGCAAUCAACAAAAACUGUUGUUUACCCAGCAGUUCAACACAGACAAGCUUUCUCUCACUAACAAGGGACAGAGAGGUAUCACCUCUUUUCACAGUGACAGGGGAAAGUGACUGUCAUUGUUACAAUAUUACAGUCUGUUGUGUUGCUUUUGUUCCGAGAUUGGGAGAUCCUCCAGCAGCAAACUCACCCACCAUUGACAGAAAGAGAAAGUGCGAUUGUUCAGCGACAGACUUCCAUCCAUACAUCUGCCCAUACAUCUUGUGCCUGUUACUCUGCAUUUCCACUAUCUGAUGAUUUUGUCUUGAUUUUAUCUUUUGUAUGGUCUUCUUUUCAGUGUGCUCUUAGAUAGAACCAUAGAACAUUACAGCACAGAAGCAGGCCCUUUGGCCCUUCUUGACUGUGCUGAACCAUUUUUCUGCCUAGUCCCACUGACCUGCACCUAGGCCAUAUCCCUCCAUACCCCUCUCAUCCAUGUACCUGUCCAAGUUUUUCUUAAAUGUGUUACGUCUCUGGCAACAAUGAUAAUAGAAUUGAGUCAGGUUUUAUAAACAAACAUAAACAUUUAUUAAACUCUGCUCAACAGAAAUGAAAAGUAAACUGUGACAAGAUCUGAAGGAUUAACCAAAGUGGACUGUUCCUUUUAAAAGGAACAGCAUGUGUGCUAUUUCAGCAAUGGAAAGAGAAAGUCUGUGAGUUGGCUUGGAAACUGAAAGGUGGAACUAUAAUGCAAGACACCAAGGAAGACACUGGUUGAGCUUUGUGUGCCCACGACAUGGGUGAGGUUUUUGCUCACAGUAUGGACGAAACCGGUGGAAAGCUAUCGGUGUGUUUAACCCUUGCCUGGGUUGAUAGGGGUACCACGUGGAAAUGGCAUUUUCUUUUUCUGGUCACAGUCGGUGUCUAAGUUUUGGGAGCAAGAGGAUGAUGUGGAAGAUUGGACUGCAUCAGCACUCGGAAGACAAAACUCUUUCUUUUUCUCUCUCUCUCUCUCCCCCCAACUCUACUCAAUUCAAAUUCCAGAACUGAAGUGACCUCUUACCAUACCACCGUAAGACUAUCAUCUAGUCACCUGAGCUGGGAGAAGCUUGGGAACAUUAUUUACUCACUUAUAUAUGCAUAUACUCUAACCUGUUUGCCUUAUCUUGUUUCAUAUUACUUUAUCACGUAGUUACUAACAAAAUAAUCUUUAUAAUGGAAGACUCAGACUCCAGGUGUGUCCAUUUCUGCUGGUCCCUAUUAACCCGUUACGGGGUAUGUAGCAAAACAAACAACUAACUUCACUGGAAGUUAACUGCUAAACGGCAACUUAACAAACAGCCAAACUCUGGAAUAGAUCUUAAAGUGGUAAAUUCAAAAGUCCAAGUAAUUUACAGUCAGUAAGGAGAGACUUUACUACAACAAUUUCUCCGAAGAAAAUGACGAAUCUGCUGAUCACAGUCGAGAUAUGCCUUGUCCAAAGGAUUCAUGACAAAGGAAAUAAAAAUGGCUUAAACUGACCUUUCCUUUGGUGAAUGAACUUCCUGCUCUUACAGCCAGGGGUUAUCUCAGGUGCAGAUCACUAUUUCUGAAUGAAAAUUCAAUAAGGUCAAUCCUUCAUAAAACCGCUGAACGACACCAACUUUACUCGAUCCUUUGGGUUCCCGUACUUUGGUAAAAUCUUCACUCUCCAGGACUUAGAUUUUAAAAUUAAAUCAAAGGUACUUCAAACAAAACUGGCAGUGACUGGUGAAACCGCCGGCACAACAAUUCUGUACCUUACAAUAGAAAGUAAAACUCAACUUUAGAACAAAACUGCAUCACGAGACAAAUACGCAGCAUAACGGAGUAGCUGACGAAUUAAAUAACAAAUCAACUGCGUAACAACAGGGGUUUUCCAUUAUAUACCUGUUGAGAAUAUGUUAUGUGACCUCACACUGGUGGGAAAAUUACAUCACCCCACCAUCACAAGACAAUUACAUCAUGCUCACCAGAUACUCAAUUACAUCAUUGUCAUAAGACAGUCACAAGAUACCCACGGGAUAAGUAACACCUCCCUCCAAAAAAAAAGAGAAAAUUUUGGUCUUGUUUGAGCAACAUUUUAGCAACUAUCUAUUUACAAAAAAAAUACAAAUAUAUAAAAUCUACAACAUACACAAUAUACACAGUAUUAUCAUACAGCACCUUUACAAACUAAUAUAUGGUAGGAGUAUUACAAACGUUAAAAUACCGCUCUGUAAAUAAAUUACAUUGUACAUUGAACAUCUAGAUGGACAAUCAGCAAUCACAUUAUCUUUGCCUUUAAUAUGAAUUAUCAAAAUAUUAUGCUCCUGUAACAUCAAACUCCAAUUUAGUUUUGUUUUUCAUCUUACUCAAAAAUACUAACGGAUUAUGAUUGGCGUAAACUAUGAGUGGUUUCUGAGUUGUACCAACAUGCACAAAAUGUUGUAAAGCCCAAACAAGGGAUAAUAAUUCCUUUUCUAUAGUUGAAUAGUUCCUUUGAUGCCCAUUAAAUUUCUUAGAAAAGUAGGCUACUGGAUGCUCGACCUUGUCACCCUCAUUCCUUUGCAGUAAUACUGCUCCUGCAGCCUCAUCACUCGCAUCUACAGUUAAUGAAAAUGGUUUUUCAAAGUCAGGUGCCCUGAGCACAGGUUGAUGACAUAGCAGAGUUUUCAAUUUCUCAAAUGCUUUCUGACAAAGCACUGUCCACACAAACGUUUCAUUUUUCUUCAAGAGGUUAGUUAAAUUAGCAAAAUUCUUACAAAAUUUUCGGUAAUAUCCUACGAUUCCCAAGAAUCUUCUGAGAGUCUUUUUAACAGUUGGAGUGGGUACCUCUAAAUUGCCCGAACUUUUGCCUGAACAGGAGCUACCUUACCUUGACCCACAACAUAACCAAGCUAAGUCACAGUGGCAUGACAAAAUUCACUUUUAGCAAAGUUAAUAGUUAAGUUAGCUUUUGAAAGCCUUUCAAAUAGUUUCUCCACCACAGUAAUAUGUGCUUCUCAAGUAUCAUUUCCUGUAACUAAAUCAUCAAUAUAGGCAUCUGUAUCUUUUAACCCAUGAAUCACAGAAUUAAUCAUCCACUGGAAAGUACCUGGGGCAUUCUUCAUCCCAAAUGGAAGAACAUUAUACUCAUAUAACCCAGAUGGGGUUACAAAUGCAGAAAUCCCUCUACCUCUAUCCGUCAAUGGAACACACCAAUACCCUUUUAACAAAUCAAUCUUUAUAAGGAACUUUGUUCUUCCGACUUUAUCCACACAAUUUCCACAUAUUGUGCUUGCACACACACACACAAUUAUAAUUUACAGUAUAUUUUAUCUAUUGCAUUGUACUGUUGCUAUAAAGCAACAAAUUUCACGACAUUUGUCGGUGAUAAUAAACUGAUACUGAGUUAGGGCAAGUGUUAUUUCUAAAUAUAACAGAAAUUGGGCACUGGAAGUAUAGGUUACAAAGCCUGUGCAUUUUAAGUUUGCUUUUGGUUUCUGUUGCAUAGUUGCACUGAGUGACACAUUCCUUGUCACUUCUCUCCUUUGCCAAUCACUUAAUUCUAUCUCCCAGUUCACCAACCCACACUAACGCAAACCAGUUUCCUCUCUAUUCUGUCUGCAGCAUUAAUGAUUUUAAAUAUCUAUUGGAUCUCCUUGCACCCUCUUUGCUUCUAAAAAAAUACCUCUGCUUCCUCCAAUCUAAGCUGCAGUGUUUUAUUACCAGAGUUUGUGUUUGUAGUUUGCAAGUUUUGCUUCUUCUUAAUAGUCAGGGCAUUAAAGGAUAUGUAUGGCAAGAAGGCAGAUGUCUGGGGUUGACUGAGAUCUGGGAUCAGACAUGAAGGAAUGGUGGAGAAUUGAUGGGCAGAAUGGCCUAAAUCUGCUCCUAUGUCUUAAGGUCUUUUUUGUGCAGGGGUUGGGUUGAUAUCUUGUCUUUUGAGGACUACUAUGUUUUUUCUAUAUUUCAUGGCUAUCUGGAGAAGAUGAAUCUCAAGAGUUGUAUUCUGCAUACAUGCCUUCAUAAUAAUAUAAACUUUUGAGAGAUCUUUUCACAAGGCAUCAUUGAUGUUGGCAUGUUGGUCUGUUUUAUUUCUGGUUAAGUUCCCAAGCAGGUGAUACUGUGCCUUAUUUAGUUUCGCAAGAAUCAAAGUCUUGCAAUGAUACAGAAGACUACAGGCACCAGUAAUUUCUUUUGUAAUAGUAUUUCUUUCAUUAUUAAAAUUGAAGAAUGACAAGAAAUCUUCAACAAAAAGACUUCAUAGUAUUUACAAAGUACCAAUGAAGGAAUGAGUGCAAUGGCAUAACUUAAAGAAUAGCAGAAAGAGACCAUUCAGCCCCUUGUGUUCAAUUCUAUCAUGUUUGAUCCUCUACCUCCUUGCAGAAUCAAAACCAGGUUUAACAUUACUGGCCUGUACUUCUUUUGACGUUAUACAUGAAUGAUUUGGAUGAUGGAAUUGAUGGCCUUAUGGCCAAUUUUGCAGAUGAUGUGAAGUUAGGUGAAGGGAUGAUUAGUGUCGAGAAAGCAGGGAGUCUGCAGAAGGAUUAGAUUUGGAGAACAGUUAAAGGAUUGGCAGAUGGAAUAUUGUGUAGGGAAGUAUAUGAUCAUGCACUUCGGUAGAACGAAUAAAGUUAUGGACUAAUUACUAAAUGGAGAAAAAUUUAAAAACGAGUCAGAGGUGCAAAGGGACUUGUGAGUCCUUGCUCAGGAUUUCCUGAAGUUUAACUUGCAGGUUGAGUCAGUGGUAAGGAAUGCAAAUGCAAUAUUAGCAUUUGUUUCAAGAGGACUAGAAUACAAGAGCAAGGAUAUCAGUAGCUGUAGUAUUUUCAGCAGCUUUGAGCUCCUCACCUAAGAAAGGAUGUGCUGGCAUUGGAGAGCCCGGGGAGGUUCACAAAAAUGACACAAUAAAUGAAAGGGUUAACCCUUUCAUUAUACACAGUGCAUUUGAUGGCUUUGGGCACGUUCUUGCUGGAGUUUAGAAGAAUGAGGGGGUAUCUCAUUGAAACAAAACAAAUAGAAAGAUAUGGAUAGACUGGAUGUAGGAAGGAUGUUACCUAUAGUGGGGACAUCUAGGACCCACAGGCACAAUCUCAGAAUAGAGCGACAUCCAUUUAGAAGAAAUGAGGAGGGAUUCCUUUAGGCAGAGUCUAGAAUCUGUGGAAUUCAUUGCCACAGAUGGCAGUGGGAGCCCAGUCAUUAAGUAUAUUUAAAGCAGAGGAAGAUAUGUUCUUAAUUAGUCAGGGUAUUGAAGGGUUCAGGGAGAAGUCAUGAGAAUGGGAUUGAGAGGGAUAAUGAAUCAGCCAUGAUGGAACAACAGAGCCAAAUGGCCUAAUUCUGCUCCUGUGUCAUAUGGUAUUAUAUCACAAUAAAAAAAAUAAUCAUACAAAAGAAAUAGUAAGGUGCUGUUAAUGAACCAGAAAUCAGAUGGUAGAGGGAAAGAAGCUGCUCCUAAAUUUUCCACAUCCUCCUUGGAGAGAGAGUUCUGAAGAUUCACCUAUUGAAGAAUUUUCUGAUAGGUUGAUAUGCAGCCGUGAAGUUUAACUGCCCCUAAGAAAAAAUUCCAUCCAUUCCCUCCUCCUUGAUGAAAUAAUUUCUUUCAGUUCUGAUGAAGGGCCUUGGACUCAAAGUAUCAAUUAUCUUUUUCCACAAACACUGCCAGGCCUCCUUGCCUCCUGUAUUUUCUGUUUUUAUUUUGAACGUGUCCAGUGUCUACAGCCUACAAGCCCCAAUAUUUUGUUAAUACUUUAUUGAUAGAGCGUAUUUUAAGUUUCACUCUGAUUGUAGGAGCUUCAUGCAAUUAAGCUUCCUCAUAAAAUUAUAUAUGGGAAAAGUGCAUUUAUUACACAGGAAAGUCCCACAAGUAAAUCAGGUAAACAGCUUUUCUUUUUGAUAGAAAUUCAUUUUGCAUCCUGGAACAUUUUAUUAAGUUUCAUUAAUAUUUCCCAGAUAGGGCUGCUCCAUGUACAAGCAGGUCUACAUUUUAGCCCAGAACAAUACUCCCUGAAUAACCCAAUGCCUUUGUAUUUCCAGCUUGAAUUUAUGACCUAUUGAAUAGACGGUCCAAACUACUGAUUUUGCCGAACUAACCCAAUGGACUGAAGUGAUAGAAUUUCUAGUAUUUUUUCUGGCAAUGUUUACAUUUCCUUCUGUAUAAAAGAGCUUUUGGCUAUUAGUCUUCAUAAAUCAAACUGCAUCUGGGAGGUUUGGACUGGCAAUGCCAUCUCCUCCAUCACCACAGGCGCACCACAAGGCUGCAUGCUUAGCCCCCUGCGGGACCCACUUUACAUUUAUAACCAUGUAGCUAAGCACAGCUCCAGUGCCAUAGUCAAGUUUGCUGAUGAAACCACUAUCUUCUUUUCUCACUGCUGCUAUCAGGACUCAAACCUCCAGGUUCACGAUCAGUUAUCAACCAUCAGGCUCUUGAACUAGAGGGGACAACUUCACUUGCCCCAUCACGAAAUGUUUUGACAACUGAUGGACUCACUUUCAUGGAUUCUCCGUCUCAAGUUCUUGAUGCUUAUUGCUUAUUUUGUUAUUAUUGAUUGCUUUCUGUAUUUGCAUAACUUGAUGUCUUGCACACUGGUUGGACACUCAAGUUGGUGCAGUCUUUCAUUGACUGUUGUGGUUGUUCUAUGGAUUUAUUGAGUAUGCCCACAAUAAAAUGAAUCUUAAGAUUGUGUA